Messenger RNA from Monopterus albus (swamp eel), 4795 nucleotides. It is a transcript of the gene duox, whose product is annotated as dual oxidase. The record is from RefSeq and is a predicted model, not a curated record. The transcript has 32 exons. Gene Ontology annotation, biological process: response to oxidative stress; defense response; superoxide anion generation. The coding region runs from base 19 to 4545 and encodes 1508 amino acids. Gene Ontology annotation, molecular function: calcium ion binding; heme binding; peroxidase activity. Lineage: Eukaryota; Metazoa; Chordata; Actinopteri; Synbranchiformes; Synbranchidae. Gene Ontology annotation, cellular component: NADPH oxidase complex; plasma membrane.
ACGCUGUUUAAACUCGCCAUGUAUUUCCCAGAUUCACGUGCAUUAACAUGGGAGGUUCCCCGCUUUGACGGCUGGUACAACAGUUUGGGUUUUCCCAGACGCGGAGCUGUGGGUUCUCAUCUUAUGCGCCUCGUGCCCGCGCAUUACUGGGACGGAGUUUACCAAGUUGUCCAGGAGCCAUGGCUGCCAAACCCCCGCGGACUGAGCAGAGUACUGGCCGAGGGGCCCUCCGGUCUGCCCUCCACACGCAACCAAACCGUGCUUUCUCUCUUUUUUGGAUAUCAUGUAGCUUUUGAAAUUUUUGACUCAAGAACUCCUGGAUGUCCACCCGAGUUCAUGAACAUCCCAGUCCCAAAAGGUGACCCUGUCUUUGACCCGACUGCCACCGGAAAAGUCCUGCUGCCCUUCCAGAGAGGACCCUGGGACAAAGAGUCUGGACAGAGUCCCAGUAACCCUCGCACACAGGUCAACUUAGUGACAGCAUGGAUCGAUGGCAGCUCAAUUUAUGGCCCCUCCACCUCCUGGUCUGAUGCUCUGAGAAGCUUCUCUGGAGGGCUCUUGACUUCAGGUUCUGAGUGGAACAUGCCAAAACAAGGAGGAGGACGAAAUCUCAUGUGGAGUGCUGCUGACCCCUCUACAGGAGAACACGGACCCCAUGGGCUUUAUGAAUUGGGAAAUGCAUGGGCCAAUGAGAACAUAUUCACGGCAGCAGAAGGGAUUAUCUGGUUUCGCUACCACAAUUAUUUAGCCUCCAAACUGCAUCAGGAACACCCAGAGUGGUCAGACGAAGAGCUGUUUCAGAACGCCAGGAAGACCAUUGUAGCCACUUUCCAGAAUAUUGCACUCUACGAGUGGCUGCCUGGAUACCUGGGUGGCAAAACGCUUCCUCCUUACCCAGGUUACCAGAAGUUUGUUGACCCAGGAAUCUCUCCUGAGUUUCAGGCUGCUGCCAUUCGAUUUGGUAUCACUAUGGCCCCACCUGGUGUUUACAUGAGAGAUAGACCCUGCCAUUUUCGGAAGAUUAUCAAUAUAGAUGGCAGCUUGUCACCAGCUGUGCGUCUUUGUAACAGCUUUUGGAAACGUCAGGCACCCAAUGUGAAGACAAGUCAGGACAUAGAUGACCUCCUUAUGGGCAUGGCUUCCCAGAUUGCAGAAAGAGAAGAUAAUAUUGUUGUGGAGGACCUGAGAGACUACAUGUAUGGACCCCUGAGGUUCACCCGGACAGAUUUGGUGGCCCUGACUAUCCAGAGAGGAAGAGACUUUGGUCUGCGAAGUUACACUGAGGUCAGAGAAGCUCUGGAUCUGCCUCCUGUAAAAACAUUUGAGGACAUAAAUCCUGAGCUCAGCCACACCAACCCGCAGUUGCUUCGAGAUGUUGCAGAGCUGUAUAACGGAGACAUCUCAAAACUGGAGCUCUUCCCUGGAGGACUGCUGGAAUCUGUGGAUGGCCCGGGUCCGGUGUUCUCUGCCAUAAUCUUGGACCAGUUUGAACGCAUUAGAAAUGGAGAUCGCUUCUGGUUUGAGAAUAAACAGAAUGGUUUGUUUACAGAUGAGGAGAUCCAGACAAUCCGCAAAGUGACAUACUAUGACGUGCUUAUUGCAGUCACCAGAGCAGAGGCCACCGAUAUACAAAAUAGUGUGUUCUUCUGGAAGGAUGGUGAUCCUUGUCCCCAGCCCACACAGCUGAGUGCAUCAGUGCUCUGUCCCUGCACUAAUGCUACCAAACUUAAUUACUUUGACGGGAGCAAACCGGGCUUUGGGAUAUUUAUUGUCGUUCUCUUCCUCUUUCCUGUUGUGAGUUUUCUCGUGGCCUGUAUGGUGGCAUAUCUUCGCAAGUACAGAUACAGCAAGUUCGAGAGAAGAAGAAAGGCUGGUGAUAAAACAGAGCAGCCAGCUGUGGGAAUCAUAGCCUAUGAGUGGCAGGGCCCUAAAAAACAUCUGCAGCCUGUCAGUGUGGAUGUGGAUGAGAAGAGAAGAUUGCAGGUCUUUGAUAAAUCUGGAACUGCACAGCGCUGCCUUAGUCUAGGCAACCAGGACCACCUAGAUGUCCUUCUCUCCACUGACUGCCACUGUAAAGCUCUGCUGCUCAAAGUACCAAAGGAGUAUGAUCUGGUGCUGUUUUUUGAUGACGAGAGCAAACGUACAGCAUUUGUCAGACAUCUGUGCCUGAGGGUCACAGACAUCGGGCUGGAGAUUAGGGUGAAGGAGAUGAGAGAGAAGGAAGUGCUGAAGGAGGCCUUGACCAGAGAGCAGAGGGCUCAGAUUGUGGAAACUUUCAUUCGACACGCUUUCUCUAAGGUCUUAGAAAUAGAGAAGUGUGAUGCUGGGGACAUGAGUGGCGUUUCCCGUGAGAGAGCCAGAGAGGUUCUCCGGUGUGAGCUGACAGCAUCAGAGGUUGCUGAUGCACUGGGCCUCAAGUCUGACUCUUUAUUUGUGGACUCCAUGUUCACACUAGCUGAUAAAGAUGGAAACGGGUACCUCUCCUUCCAAGAGUUCCUUGAUGUUAUAGUUAUCUUUAUGAAAGGGUCUCCUGAAGAAAAAUCCAAACUGAUGUUCUCCAUGAACGACAUUAAUGGAACUGGUUUUUUGUCAAAAGAAGAAUUUGCCAGAAUGCUCAGGUCUUUUAUUGAAAUCUCCAAUGGUGCUCUGUCAAAGAGCCAAGCAGAGGACGGCAUCAAGGCCAUGAUGCAGGCUGCAGGCUUUGAAGACAAGGAGAAAAUCUCAUGGGAGGAUUUUCAUUUUCUCCUGCGGGACCACGAGAAGGAGCUCCAGUUUGCUCAACUCAAUGUCAAAGGGAUGGAGAAACAGGGCAAGAAGCGACUGAGUCGAGAGCAGAGAGUAUCCUUCAUCUGUCCAGCAAACAGCAACAAGACAGAUGGACAGGACAUCCGAAGACGGAAAAAGUCAAGCAUGAACACUCCAAAUGUCUAUGUAAAGCCCAAGCGUAAACGGUACAUAAGGAACCCAGUCCAGCAGAAGAUCCAGGAGUUCAAACGCUUCAUUGAGAAUUAUCGGCGUCAUAUUGUUUGCUUCAUCAUUGUAUAUGGGAUCACAGCUGGUGUGGCACUUGAAAGAUGCUACUACUACGGUUUGCAGGCUGAAAAUACUGGCAUGCCUGAGACUUCAGUUGUGGGCAUCAUUGUGUCUCGUGGAUCAGCAGCCGCCAUCUCUUUUCUGUUUCCGUACAUGCUCCUCACUGUGUGCCGCAACCUCAUCACAUUGUGCCGAGAGACUUUCCUCAACCGAUACAUCCCCUUUGAUGCAGCUAUUGACUUCCAUCGCUUCAUGGCCAUGACUGCCAUCAUCCUUUCAGUUGUUCAUAGUUUGGGCCAUGUGGUCAACAUCUACAUCUUCUCCAUCAGCAACCUCAGCAUUCUGGCUUGUCUGUUCCCAAAGGUCUUCUCCAACAAUGGGUCUGAACUUCCUCUCAAGUGGUCAUGGUGGUUCUUUCAAACUAUUCCAGGAAUGACUGGUGUCUUGCUUCUUUUUACUUUAUCAUUUAUGUACGUUUUUGCCUCAUACUAUUUCCGUCGCAUCAGUUUUCGUGGAUUUUGGAUCACACAUUACCUCUACAUUGUUGUGUACAUUCUAACAGUUAUUCAUGGCAGCUUCGGCCUUCUCCAAGAGCCCCGUUUCUACAUCUAUCUGAUCCCUCCUGCCCUGCUCUUCCUGCUGGACAAACUCAUCAGCUUGAGCAGGAAGAAGUUGCAGAUCCCAGUGGUCAGAGCUGAGCUGCUGCCUUCAGGUGUGACGCACCUGGAGUUUAAGCGACCACAGGGUUUUGUUUAUCGUUCAGGCCAGUGGGUUCGCAUAGCAUGUCUGAUGUUGGGCACAGAUGAGUACCACCCAUUCACACUGACAUCAGCACCUCACGAAGAGACCCUCAGCCUGCAUAUCCGAGCUGUGGGACCCUGGACCAGCCAGCUCCGAGAGCUCUACACUGAAGAAAGCCUGCUCGAGCUUGGAGCCUACCCAAAGCUGUACUUAGACGGCCCUUUUGGUGAGGGCCAUCAGGAGUGGACUGACUUUGAGGUCUCUGUUCUGGUGGGAGGAGGAAUCGGAGUCACCCCAUUUGCUUCCAUCCUCAAAGACUUAGUGUUCAAGUCAUCCAUUAAGUCCAAGAUUCAGUGUAAAAAGGUGUACUUCAUCUGGGUGACUCGGACGCAGCGUCAGUUUGAGUGGGUGUCCGACAUCAUCAGGGAGGUGGAGGAGAUGGACACUCAGGAGCUGGUCUCAGUCCACACUUACAUCACUCAGGUGGCCGAGAAGUUUGACCUCCGUACCACCAUGCUGUACGUGUGUGAGCGCCACUUCCAAAAGGUCUGGAACCGCAGUCUCUUCACUGGCCUGCGAUCUGUCACCCACUUUGGCCGUCCACCGUUCGUGUCCUUUUUCACCUCACUCCAAGAAGUUCACCCUGAUGUGGGAAAAAUUGGUGUUUUCAGCUGUGGACCACCAGGACUGACCAAGAAUGUGGAGAAAGCUUGCCAGCAGAUGAACAAGAGGGAUCAGGCUCAUUUCAUUCAUCACUAUGAAAACUUCUAACUUAUCCUCAGCACACGGUUACAGAAGAGCCACUUUACACCGGAUAACACAAGUUACUACAGCGGUUAUUUAGUAAAAAUCAAUCAGAGAGACAAUGUAGGAACUUUUGUUUUUAUGUAAUACUGAAUAGUGAGUGAAAGAUACUUGUCUUCUGAUCAUAUGUGCCUCCCUUAUUUUUUAUUUUUUCAUCAUAAGUAUUAUUACUGUCAUUACAAAUAGUCAAGGAUGGAAAAUUUUCACUUCAUGUAAA